Aspergillus welwitschiae is the source of this 1008-nucleotide messenger RNA. RefSeq names its product putative isochorismatase family hydrolase. Bases 240 to 851 code for a protein of 203 amino acids. Lineage: Eukaryota; Fungi; Ascomycota; Eurotiomycetes; Eurotiales; Aspergillaceae. The transcript has a single exon. The record is from RefSeq and is a predicted model, not a curated record.
CCACAACACCAGAAUGAGACUUCCUUUUCAUCUACCCCGCCUCUUGAAGUGAGGAAUAUUGAGUAAUAUAAUAAGCCGUGUCUGUGUAUAAAUAAGUCUUCCUUAUCUGCAUUUUCUACGGUAACUUCAGAUUCUCUUUCCCUUCCAUAUAUCAGAUAUAAUCAGCUUUCUGCUUUGCAGUACUAAAGUAACGAUCAACAUCCACAAUUGAACCUUGAUUAACAGUACUGUUCAUCAUAAUGUCUUCAUCCUCCUCAGCAAAAUCCCUGCGCCAACUUCUUGGUGCACCCCCCUCAACCGCAUCAGUCCAAGACUCCACCCUGAUUAUCAUCGACGCUCAAGACGAAUACGCAUGUGGCAACCUCCAGAUUGAGGGUGUAUUCGACAGCCGCAAAGUAAUCUCGGACCUUCUGACCAAGUAUCGCACCAACCGUACUCACAGCGGUCGCAACAUUGUCCACAUUGUUCACCAGACCCCACCAGGUGCUCCCGUCUUCACUCCGGGCACGCACCUAGAAAGGGAAUUUGAAGAACUCGCUCCUGUGUCUGGGGAGAAGUUGAUCACAAAGAACUUCCCUAGCUCUUUUGCCCAGACCGAAUUGCAUGAGUACUUGAGCAGUCUUGGAGAUGUUGGAAAAAAGAUUGUACUAGUCGGCUAUAUGGCGCACGUGUGUGUCUCUACGACUGCCAGGGCUGGCAAUGAACUAGGUUAUGAGGUUGUGGUUGUGCGUGAUGCGGUGGGAGAUCGGAACAUCCCUGGUGUAGAGGCUGCAACUUUGAAGGAUGUGGCUUUAAGCGAGCUGGAAGAUGCUUUUGCAACGGUUAUAUCUGCUCACGAUAUCACUGCCUAAAGCUAUAUGUUAGUUCCGUGAACGAUAUAUUCUUUGGGCUUUUUGAGUACGGAAAAUAUCUCCUUUAUAUAUGAUAGAUAUAUACAUGAUAUUAUUAUUUCCUGAAUAGUACGGAUGCCUGAAGAACAGAAUGGACGCAGCAUUUGUCUAUAGAAAC